AUGACAGCUUUGGCACUGUUAGAGGAUACUGCAAAUGGAGCAGUGAGACGAGAGCGAGUUUUCAGAGACCGAGAGGAUUUCUUAGCACAGGAUGACGAAUGGCUCAUCAGCCACUUUAGGUUCCCCAGGGCAAUCCUCUUGGAACUGUGUGCGGAGCUGCAGCCAUUCUUGGAGCGCGACACGGCCAGGAACCAUGUCCUACCUGAGCACAUACAGGUGCUAACCACACUGAGCUUCCUAGCCACAGGGUCAUUCCAGAGGGAGCUGGCCGCCCGAUCGGGACUGUGCCAGUCGACACUGAGCCAAGCCAUGCCAGCUGUGUGGGAUGGAAUUAUCCAAAUAUCACCAAAAUAUAUCAAAUUCCCACACACUGCAGGUGACCAGGCCAACACUGAAGCGGAAUUUGCAGUGAGAGCCUGUUUUCCUAAUGUAAUCAGAGCUAUCGACUGCACACACAUUGCUAUAAAGGCACCAUCACAAGAUGAAAUUGUUUAUGGGAACAGGAAGCAGUUUCAUUCCAUCAACGUACAGAACAUCUGUGAUGCCUGCAUGCAAUUAAGCAACAUUGUUGCAAGGUGGCCUGGAUCAACAAAUGAUUCACUCAUUCUGACUAACAGCUUUGUUGGGAACAGCCUACAAGCUGGCAUGGUGCCGGAUGGGUGGCUUCUUGGUGACUGUGGCUACCCUCUGAAAACCUGGCUGAUGACCCCUCUCACCAACCCUCAGACUGACCAAGAGCGGAGGUACAAUGAUGUCCAUUCACGCACUCAAUCAGUUGUCGAGAGGACAAUUGGCAUGCAGAAGGGCCGAUGGCGCUGCCUGGACCUCACUAGGGGUGUGCUGCUCUACAGACCUGAAAAAGUGUGCCAUAUUGUGACGUUCUCCACAAUGUGGCACACUGGCACACCAUCCCACUGCCAGAGCAGCACAUCCCCCCACCAGACAAACCAGACGCUGGACCCAUCGAUUCCAAUCCUGCCCAGGAGGCCAUUCAGGCCCAGCAACAUGUGA
This is a messenger RNA of Sphaeramia orbicularis (orbiculate cardinalfish), 1011 nucleotides long. RefSeq names its product putative nuclease HARBI1. NCBI's taxonomy places the organism in Eukaryota, Metazoa, Chordata, Actinopteri, Kurtiformes, Apogonidae. Bases 1 to 1011 code for a protein of 336 amino acids. The record is from RefSeq and is a predicted model, not a curated record. The transcript has 2 exons.